AUGAAGGUCAUCCAGAAAACAUGGCUCGGACAAUAUAGCAGCACCUCGGAAAUGCUACAACGCCUAAUUCACAUUGAUGCUCAAACGAGUCACCGUCGUGAAGGUACUCGGCCAGUCCCCGAUCUGGAGAGCUUGUCAAAGAUCAAAUCCAAAGGUGGAGAGUUCACCGUGAGAAAGAGUUUGUCUGCAUACUAUCGCCUUCCUGCAAGAUUGCCGCGAGUAAUUUCGUCUAACUCUUGCUUGAGAUGGGCGUCUCGAGCCAUGUCUUCCUUCAUUGGAGAGGAGAAUCAAAGCCCAAAUUAUGAUCCCAGAAAGUAUUAUCCUGCUCGCGUUGGAGAGACCAUAGCCAGGCGAGACCGUAUCCUCUCCAAGCUUGGCUGGGGGGCAGAUUCUACUGUUUGGCUAGCAAAAGACACUAGUCGGUCACCGAACCGAUAUGUGACGUUGAAAAUCACGAACUGUGGCGAAGCAGAGCAAAGGUCUGCUAACGAAGAAGUGGAAAUCUCGCGAUACAUUUCUCAGCUGCAGUCUAAUCAUGAAGGUCGGGCAUAUGUUCGGCUUGUGUGCGACUCUUUUCGCAUUUCACGGCGCGGGGGGAGAGCACUUAUGUUUGGGAAACACUUGGGGAGCAACGGCGUGCCUACUGCCGUCUUGAAACCAUUCCUGAAAAUGGUACUUCAGGGCCUUGAUUUUCUCCAUUCCGAGUGCCACCUUAUACAUACAGAUAGACUGCUUCUAAACUAUCUCAAGGCGGAUAACCUUCUUGUGGGAUUCGAAGACCUGGGUGUUCUUGAGAGCUAUGCUCGCCAACAAGAAAGCAACCCUGCUCCGUCUUGGGACGGUGACGGUCGUCCCGUAUUUCGGUCUUGUCCAGAUUUUGGGCAUCUGAGGAAAGGGGUAGGACUAGUCCAGAUCAGCGACUUCAGCGCCGCUGUUUUUGGCAACGUUCCUGAGCCUCAUAACUAUGGUAUCCAGCCCCAGCCCUUUUGUGCACCAGAGGUGCUCUUAAAGGCGACAUGGACGUAUAGUGCAGAUAUAUGGAACCUAGGCACCAUGUUAUGGGAGCUCCUUGCAGAUCGCGUUCUUCUUGAUGGGCUCGACCCUACAACCAGCACAUGCUCGCGAGAGAAGCAUAUCGCCCAGAUGAUACGGCUGCUUGAACCGCCUCCACUGCAGUUACUCAAAAGGGCAGAUCGACACAUUUGCUCCGAGCUCUUCUCCAGCUCUGGUAUGAUAUCCGUCAUAUGUCUGUGGUAG
Messenger RNA from Aspergillus uvarum CBS 121591, 1257 nucleotides. Its product is annotated as kinase-like protein. Gene Ontology annotation, molecular function: ATP binding; protein kinase activity. Bases 1 to 1257 code for a protein of 418 amino acids. Gene Ontology annotation, biological process: protein phosphorylation; regulation of mRNA processing; spliceosomal complex assembly. The record is from RefSeq and is a predicted model, not a curated record. The transcript has 6 exons. NCBI's taxonomy places the organism in Eukaryota, Fungi, Ascomycota, Eurotiomycetes, Eurotiales, Aspergillaceae.